GGUCCCACCGCGCUCCUCCUGCUCCUCAUCCCUGCCGAUGUCAGUCGCCUGCGCCCCGCGGGCUCCGGGCCUUUGUCUCCCCCCCCCGUGCCCUGUCCCGGCGCUGGGAGGAGGCAGCGGCGCCGCCCGGCUUCCUGCCUCCGCCCGCCCCAGCGGCUGCCGCCCGCCGGAGCCCCCUCCCGCGCCGUUCAGCUCCGGCGUGCGCGGGCAGCAACGCGGGACAUGACGUCACUCCUGCGCGGGUGACGACAGCGCGGCGCCUGCGGCGGCGCCACCAGACCCGCAGCCUCCACGGGCCGACGCGCUCACGCCCUUCCCUCGCGUCUGCGUGCGCGGAGACACCCCCCCACUCCCCCCCCCCAACUUCCCCGCCCGUGCCCGGCAACAGGCGGCAUCGCCGAUAUGACGUCACAGCCGUACGUGGGCCCGCCGUGGUGACGUAUGCGUGAGGGGGCGGUGCCGCCUCCCUCCUUCCGCCCGCGCGUGCGCGCGCCCGGCGCCAUCUUGUGUCGAGGGGCGCGCUGAGGCGGCGGCAGCACUGCAUAAUGGAGAAUUACAAGAAGACCAAAAUUGUGGAGAAACCUUGUCUUCUUCCUUUCACCAACCUGCCCCCUGAUAUUAUUGAAAUGAAAGUGAAGGAUGGGAGUAAAAUCAGAAAUCUGAUGGGCUAUGCCAUCAGCAAGAUGGAACUGGACUCAGUGAGGCAGAUCCUUUUCACUGGCUCAGGCAAGGCCGUGUGCAAGACCAUUACCUGCGUGGAAAUCAUGAAACGAAGGCUCAAAGAGCUGCACCAGAUCACCAAAGUGCUCUUCAAACAGAUCGAAGAGAUUUGGGAACCCAUUGUGCCUGAGGCAGGCCUCGAUGCCUUGACAGUGAAGAGAAACAUUCCUGCUAUUUGUGUCCUACUCAGCAAAGAUGCCCUUGAUCCCCAGGAGCCGGGGUACCAGGCUCCGGGCUCUUUUGACACCUUCUGGAUCGAGACACUUAAAGCGGAGUCCCAGGGCCAAAUGAAGAGGAAGCAGGGUGGAGGCAGGGGAGCUGGCAGCACAGGAAAGCUCCCUCGGUCGGCUGGAGGAGCACCUGGGGAGCCCUGCGCCAAGUCCUGAGACGCGGACACUGUGUUUGGGUGUAGUCUGGGGGAGUUGUGGAAACAAGCCAGCUGCUGUAGCUGGAAAGCUGCUGCUGAACAUGGGGGCUUGCAGAGUUGUUAGGGGAGGGCGGGAGAGGUUAACUGUUUCACAAUGGCCGUGAUUGUAGGCGUCUGGAACUUGUGUUUUGACAAGUUCCCUUGUCAAAGGCUACCAGGCCGUGCUCUUCAGCGUGCGGUUCAGGGAAGACAGGAGUCGUCUCUGCUUGAGCAAGGACCAUUGGCGUCUCGUCAGUGAGCCCCGGCGAGUGGCUGCUUGGGGAGCGGGGUUUCAGCUGCUUGGGGCGGUGUGGCAGCCCAGGCGGCAGGCACGCCUGUCAGGCGCCCGCUGGCAUGGCUGGUGGAGGUGGCUCUUGCUGCGGUACAGAGGGGGGAUGGGACCCGACGGGGAUUCCCCUGGCUGCCGCCUGCGUCACCGGAGCUCAUCUGAACGGGACAACGGGGCACGGGGCUGCCUUGGUUACGUCUUCUGUGCCUGAAAGUCCAUCAGCUGCUGAGCCCGUCAGGGGGUUUGAAUGUAGGAUUGCGGUGGUACAACUCCCGUGUGCGACUGUGUGCAUGUCGCACCCGUUCUGUCCUUUCACCUCGGUGGAGCUGACGGUUACAUCUCUCUCUGCCAAAGUGGCAGGAGUCGACUCGUGUCACAACCAGCCUGAAAUCCUGUAGCUGCACGAGUGCCCUGGGGUGGUGGUAAUGGUAAGGUCCAAAGGACCCUGUUCUUUCCCCUUUCUGCUCCUUUUCAAUGCACAGAGAUGGGUUUAAAAUAAAGUUUCCUCUUCUUGUAAU
Chroicocephalus ridibundus (black-headed gull) is the source of this 1933-nucleotide messenger RNA. RefSeq names its product ribonuclease P/MRP subunit p25 like (gene RPP25L). Bases 546 to 1106 code for a protein of 186 amino acids. The record is from RefSeq and is a predicted model, not a curated record. The transcript is spliced from 2 exons. Gene Ontology annotation, cellular component: ribonuclease MRP complex. Gene Ontology annotation, molecular function: RNA binding. NCBI's taxonomy places the organism in Eukaryota, Metazoa, Chordata, Aves, Charadriiformes, Laridae. Gene Ontology annotation, biological process: tRNA 5'-leader removal.